Achroia grisella is the source of this 630-nucleotide messenger RNA. Its product is annotated as transcription factor VBP-like. Gene Ontology annotation, molecular function: DNA-binding transcription factor activity. Bases 1 to 630 code for a protein of 209 amino acids. Gene Ontology annotation, biological process: regulation of DNA-templated transcription. The record is from RefSeq and is a predicted model, not a curated record. The transcript has a single exon. NCBI's taxonomy places the organism in Eukaryota, Metazoa, Arthropoda, Insecta, Lepidoptera, Pyralidae.
AUGUCUAUCUGGAAACCAUAUUGUGAAGACGAUACUUUGGAUGUAUCCAGUGUAUCAGACAUUAAACCAGAAAUAAAAUCUUCGACAAACAGUCCGUCCGUACAUGUCGCUGAAGAUGUUCGCUAUGAAUAUCCUGUUGGACAAUCCAGUUAUUACCAGUAUUGGUACCAAUAUCCACAGCAAUACUAUUAUCCACAGCCGUACUACGACCCCAACUCCGCUGCAGUAUCUCUACAUCAUGUUCAACCAGAGGCUUCCUCAUCAUCGGACUCAUCAGUAUUAUGCAAUUCAAGACGACUAAGUGUAGAUGAUGAUGAGCUAUCUGAUGACCCUUCCUACCAAGAAUUCGAGCAAAAUGCCCUACGAGUUAUGACUGAGAAAAAUGGCGGAGUUUUAUUAGGUGAUUAUCCGCGAAUGCGUCGUGCUGUAAUUACUACCAGUAAAGAUGCAGCCGAAGAUGGAUACAAGCAAAGGAGGCUAAAAAAUAAUAUAGCUGCUAAGCAGAGCAGAGAUCGGAGGAAAAUGAGAGAAAUCCAUCUCGGGUUGAAAGCAAAUUAUUUGAAGAAAGAACUAGCACGCCUCCAAGCACAACUUGCUACAAAACUAUGUGGUCAUUGUAGUAGACUCUAA